GGGGGAAGAUGGCGGCGAGGUUGCGGCGGCGGCGACGGUUCGGGGCGGCGGGUGUCGUUGAGGAGACGGAGGGGGAGAUGCCGGGGGAGCGGGGCCUGGGAGCGGGGGGAGAGGAGCGGGAUGGUGAUGAUGGUGAUGAUGAUGAGCUGCCGGAUGAGGAGACGUUCAGCAGCGGGCGGGAGCGCGCGGAGCGGCGGCUGGAGAGCGCGAGGAGGGAGAAAGCCUUGUUGAAGGAAAAAAGAAAACAAAAACUGGAACUAUUCAGAGAACAGAAGAAACGCAAGUUGCUGCCAGAUGACAUUCUUGAAGAGAUUGCUUCAAUUCCAAAAAAGAUCGACCAGGCUCCUGCUUCCAGGAAAAAAGGUCGUGUGCUAGCUUCUGUACAGAAACCCGAGCAAGAUAGUGGAUUGGAAGAAGACACUGAAGAAUGUAUAGAUAUCAGGUGGAAGCAGAGCUACAGGGCUGUUCAACUGAAGGAUCACGGUCGAAAGAACCAGCAGGUUAGGAAAGCUAAAUCCUUCAUGAAACGCCGUCUCUAUGGCCGUAAGAGCAGAAGAAGCACCGUCAAUGAAUACUUCUCGUAUGAAAAUAAGCGAAGCCAGAAAGCUGCGAUGCAAUUCGUCAACUCAUCGUGGGGAACAAAGAAAAAACAAAAAGCCGAUAAGUAUCGCAAACAGUGGCUGCAGAAUCACUGUGCGGCUGGACGGUGAGAGGGUGGCAUCACCGAGAAAGAGUGAAGUCCACACUGACUGGUGGAGAAAUGAAGCAGGAGGUCUCCAGAGCAUGGAACCAGACUGAGCAGAGAUGUCCUCAGCACAUCUGUGCUGGCUGCAGCUCACUGGGACAGAGGAGACCUUUCUGUACAAAGGAGAAAUGAAAUGUUCCUGCCUCGUACAAUUUUACAAUUUAUACUUUCCAUUAAAUAUUUUGUUGCUAAAUCUGU
Messenger RNA from Amblyraja radiata (thorny skate), 943 nucleotides. RefSeq names its product nucleolar protein 7 (gene nol7). Lineage: Eukaryota; Metazoa; Chordata; Chondrichthyes; Rajiformes; Rajidae. The coding region runs from base 9 to 710 and encodes 233 amino acids. Gene Ontology annotation, molecular function: RNA binding. The transcript is spliced from 8 exons. Gene Ontology annotation, cellular component: nucleus; nucleolus. The record is from RefSeq and is a predicted model, not a curated record.